AUGGAAGAUUGUCGAGGUCAAGGUCGAGGUCGAGGUCAAGGUCGAGGUCAAGAUCGAUGUCAAGGUCGAGGUCAAGGUCGGGGUCAAGGUCGAGGUCAAGGUCAAGGUCAAGGUCGAGGUCAAGGUCGAGGUCAAGGUCGAGGUCAAGGUCGAGGUCAAGGUCGAGGUCAAGGUCGAGGUCAAGGUCGAGGUCGAGGUCAAGGUCGAUGUCAAGGUCAAGGUCAAGGUCAAGGUCAACGUCAAGGUCAAGGUCAGGGUCAAGGUCGAGGUCAAGGUCAAGUUUGA
Molecule: messenger RNA, 285 nt
Organism: Diabrotica balteata
Lineage: Eukaryota; Metazoa; Arthropoda; Insecta; Coleoptera; Chrysomelidae
Source: the annotation of a GenBank genome assembly